Corylus avellana is the source of this 1223-nucleotide messenger RNA. Its product is annotated as glucuronoxylan 4-O-methyltransferase-like protein (DUF579). Gene Ontology annotation, biological process: xylan biosynthetic process. The record is from RefSeq and is a predicted model, not a curated record. Lineage: Eukaryota; Viridiplantae; Streptophyta; Magnoliopsida; Fagales; Betulaceae.
AUAUCCCAUAAGCAAAAUUGCAACCGCAGCAGCAAUUAGGUGACAAGGUAACAACUCAAACAAAAGAAAAAGAAAACACUUGAAACAAAAGCAAACUGUUUCCUUCCUUCUCACUCUAAGAAGAUAUCAAUGCCCAAGGGGCACCAUCAGAUUAACAACUCUGCAUCAUCAAAAACCCCCCCACUGCAAAUGCCCUGUAAAAGAGGAUGUGCUGGUAGCUGUGCUACUGCUGAAAGAAACAAUGCCCCCAGAAGUGCCUCAUUGCCGUCCUCUUGUAACUCUGGUUCAAUUUUCUCCUCAACAGAAUCUACCAAUUGAUUACAAAUAUUUCAAAGGAAGGAAAAAGAUGAACAUCCCCAUAAAGAAACUUCUCCCUGCACUUGUCCUGAUCCUCUCAAGCUUCUCCAUCAUUAGAUUUCUUUUAAUCACCAUCACUACUUCAUCCAGCUCCACUCGGCUCCCUACUUUUUCCACUUUUUUUCAGCACACUCCAUCACAUGAGCCGGGCUCCUCAACAAAACAACCAAAAGCCAUCACAGAAAAGGAAUUUCAUCUCCUAUCAAAUCUUGUUGCUCAAAAAUCCCCCUGCAACCUCCUCAUUUUUGGGCUUGAACCCAAAUACCUGUACCUCUCACAGAUCAAUGCAGGCGGCACCACCGUCUUUCUAGAGGACGAUAUCGGCAAGCUAGACAAAAUCAAAGCCAAUUCAAACAGCACCAAAACAUACAAGGUUGAAUACCAAACACCUGCAAAAGAGGCUUACAAGCUGCUCAAGCAUGCCAGACAGAACCCGGCCUGUGAACCCGGCUCCGGACCGAUUCAAGCAUCAAAAUGCAGGCUUGCAUUGAGAAACUUACCACAAGAAGUGUACCAGCAAAAGUGGGAUGUGAUAGUGGUGGAUGGGCCAAGCGGAGAUACACCAGAGGCACCAGGUAGGAUGGCAACAAUCUAUAGUGCUAGUAUAAUUGCAAGAGCUGGAAAUACAACAGAUGUAGCCAUUCAUGACGUCCAUCGAAUGAUUGAAAAGUGGUUUUCUUGGGAGUUUCUGUGUGACGAGAACCUGGUUUCUUCCAAAGGGAAUCUGUGGAUUUUCAGGAUUAGGGGUCAAUUAAAUUCUACUACAUUUUGCUCUGCUAGACCUGUUGUGAUAGAGUAGCAGCAUUCUUUUUUCUCAGAGGUGCGAGUAUAAAGUAACGAUAUACAUUUAAUUUUUAUUUUUUUUU